Molecule: messenger RNA, 564 nt
Organism: Fonsecaea erecta
Lineage: Eukaryota; Fungi; Ascomycota; Eurotiomycetes; Chaetothyriales; Herpotrichiellaceae
Product: 60S ribosomal protein L20-B
Exons: 3
Coding region: 1-564 (187 amino acids)
Biological process (GO): translation
Cellular component (GO): cytosolic large ribosomal subunit; ribosome
Molecular function (GO): structural constituent of ribosome
Source: RefSeq, a predicted model, not a curated record
AUGUUAGAAUCCGUCUCUGGAGAUUUCACUGCUAACUCAGCGCAGAUGGGUCGUCUUCAGGAAUACCAGGUCAUCGGGCGGUCAUUGCCCACCGACACGAACCCGACGCCGAAGCUGUACCGCAUGCGCAUUUUCGCACCCAACACCGUGGUAGCCAAAUCGCGCUUCUGGUACUUUUUGUCCAAGCUGCGCAAGCUCAAGAAAUCCACUGGCGAAGUCGUCUCCCUCAACGUCAUCCACGAGAAGCGGCCCCUGAAGGUCAAGAACUUCGGCAUCUGGAUCCGAUACGACUCGCGAUCUGGCACCCACAACAUGUACAAGGAGUACCGCGAGAUGAGCCGCACCGACGCCGUCGAGGCCCUGUACCAGGACAUGGCUGCCAGACAUCGUGCCCGAUUCAGGAGCAUCCAUAUCCUCAAAGUCGUCGAAAUCCAAAACCCCAACGAUGUCAAGCGACCAUACAUCAAGCAGCUGAUCACCCGCAACCUCAAAUUCCCGCUCCCCCACCGCAGCAACCGAACCAAGAAGCUCUUCACCUCCAAGAGACCUUCCACAUUUGCUUAA